AUGGCGUCGCGUCGUCACCUGCAGCAUGCGGUCCCCGUGCCGGCCCUCCGCCGCCUGCUCGCCGCGUCCACCGCGCCGAUGGUUCCGCAGGCUGCGCCCGCAGCGGCAGCGGCGGCGCUGCAUGUUCAGUCGGCCGGCGCACACGCGCACGCGGCGAAUGCGCAUGCUAAGGAGAUCCGAUCCGCAUCGUACACAACCAGCAGCAUCAGCUCCCCGCUCAUCCCCGCUUCCGCCCGUUCCGCCUCUUCCGCCUCCACCUCGAAGCCUUCCGCUCUGCUCGAUUCCCGCGCGCCAUCCGCACAUCAUGGGUCUGCGUCCCUGCCAGGGAUGUCCUACCGCUGGAAGUCUGCGCGCAAAUACUCCGCCGCCGCCGCCGCCGCCUUUCCGCCCCACCAACCCGUCGCCAUGCCAUCGCUCUCCCCCACCAUGACGCAGGGCAACAUCGCCAAGUGGUGCAAGGCGGAGGGCGAGCAGGUGAACGCGGGCGACGUGCUGUGCGAGAUCGAGACGGACAAGGCGACGUUAUCAAUGGAGAGCAUGGAGGACGGGUACCUGGCCAAGAUCCUCAUGCCCGAGGGCUCCAAGGACAUCCCCGUCGGCACUCUGAUAGCAGUGAUGGUGGAGGACAAUGCCGAUCUCUCCAAAUUCGCCACAUUCACUGCUGCUGACGCCGGUGCCUCCGCGCCCCCUGCUGCCCCCGCUGCCCCUGCCACUCCUUCCGAUGCUGGCUCGUCCGCACCCCCCUCAGAUCUGCCGCCCUUCCAUUCGCUCGCCAUGCCCUCGCUCUCCCCAACCAUGACCCAGGGCAACAUAGUGCGGUGGCGCAAGUCGGUAGGCGACGCACUGGCAGCGGGCGAGGUGCUGUGCGAGAUAGAGACGGACAAGGCGACGCUGGAGAUGGAGGCCAUGGACGACGGCUUCCUCGCCUCCAUCCUCGUGCACGCCGGCGCCAAGGACGUGGCUGUCGGCACGCCCAUCGCGGUGAUAGUGGACGAUUCAGAGAGUGUGCCCAAGUUCGCCAACUACAUGCCGCCCUCCACGCCCGCCCAACCCGCCUCCACCGCCCAACCUGCUGCUGCUGCUGCCCCGGCUUCGCCUUCCCCCCGCCUGCUGCACCAGCGGCGCCAGCAGCAGCUGCUGCGCCUCCUCCCCCUCCCCCUGCGCGGGCAGAGGGCGCGCGCGUGUUUGCCAGCCCUGCUGCGCGCAAACUGGCUGCUGAACACAAGGUGGACAUGGCACUGGUGGCAGGGUCGGCGAGUGGCGGAGCAAAUGCAGCUGUCCAUUCAGACCGUGCCGCACUUCUACCUCUCGGCUGAUGCUCCCCUCGAUGCUGCUGCCAAGGUGUUGGAGCAGCUGAAUGCAGCAUCUGACGUGCAGGUCACCUCAACCGCCCUCCUCAUCAAGGCAGCAGCGCUGGCUUCCAAGAAGGUUCCUGCGUGCAACAGCUCAUGGGGUGGCGACUUCAUCCGCGAGUACUCUGAUGUUAACGUGGCUAUCGCUGUCUCCACGCCUGAUGGCACCCUGUACCCGGUCAUCAAGGCCGCCAACACCAAGGGCCUGGCCGAGAUAGCUUCGGAGAUCCACCGCCUCUCCACUGCAGCCUCGGAGAAGACCCUCUCCGAAGCUGACCUCGAGGGUGCGACAUUCACGGUGUCAGACGUGAGUGGAGCGGGGCUCAAGUCUCUGUCCGCCAUCAUCCACCCCCCUCAGUCGUGCUUCCUCACCAUCGGCGCUGCGCAAGAAAGGGUGGUGCCGGGCGCAGCAGAGGGGGAGUUUGCAGUGCAGCCCUUCGCCACAGUCACUCUCAGCUGCGACCACCGUGUUGUCGAUGGAGCCGUGGGAGCGCAAUGGAUGGGCGAGUUCAAGUCGUUGCUCUCCAACCCCAUCACCUUGCUCCUCUGA
Messenger RNA from Closterium sp. Yama58-4, 1902 nucleotides. The record is from the annotation of a GenBank genome assembly. NCBI's taxonomy places the organism in Eukaryota, Viridiplantae, Streptophyta, Zygnematophyceae, Desmidiales, Closteriaceae.